This is a messenger RNA of Diabrotica virgifera virgifera (western corn rootworm), 4059 nucleotides long. RefSeq names its product protein lifeguard 1-like. The record is from RefSeq and is a predicted model, not a curated record. NCBI's taxonomy places the organism in Eukaryota, Metazoa, Arthropoda, Insecta, Coleoptera, Chrysomelidae. The transcript has 4 exons. The coding region runs from base 333 to 1349 and encodes 338 amino acids. Gene Ontology annotation, cellular component: membrane.
AAAUGUAAUACCAACAUACCAUAUUCUAGUGGAAAAUAUAACAAGAUUAGAGAUUGAAAACAGGAGAAGAAGUAUGAAAACAGUAGAUCUCCUGCUAAAACAGGAGAUCUGGUAACACUGAUAGCAUGGAAAUAAAAAACAUAUUUUAGAAACUUUCUAGAUUUCUAGAAAUUUAAGGCUGACGUCAUUGACAUUUGACAUUGACAAGUUUAAAGUUUAUUGGCGAAGCGAAGCGAAGUCACCGGAGAAGUGAUUGAGAAAAAUUCCAGAAUAUUGUAGUUUGCCCCAUUUUUACAACAAAUAUUUGUUUAUUGAUUACAACACAGUGAAAGAUGUCUCAGUGGAAUAAGGAGCAAUAUCCUCCACCUCCUGGCGGACAAGGAUACUAUGGCGGUCAACCGGGAUAUGGUCAACCAGGCUACCCUCCUCCACAAGCCGGCUACCCCCCACAGGGCGGUUACCCACCGCAAGGCGGCUAUCCACCACAAGGCGGCGGCUACCCUACGGCUCCACAGCCGGGCUACCCUCCAGCGGGACCUCAACCUGGAUUUCAGCCACCUCCUCCGCAGUACGGAGCAGAUUACGCAGCAGGUGAUGAACAUGUACCCUUCUCUAGUAACGCCACUGAUAACUAUGGAACUGGUUACAAUGGUGGUGAAGAUCCCGAGGUGAAAGGAUUCGACUUCAACGACGCUUCGAUUCGAAGAGGAUUCAUACGAAAAGUUUAUUCGAUACUCUCAGUACAGCUGUUAAUAACCUUGGCCUUCAUCUGUUGGUUCGUCUAUCACGCGCCGACUAGAAAAUACGUCCAAACUCACCACGCUUUGUUCUACAUUUCUUUAGUGAUGGUUAUAGUGGCUUUGAUCGCUUUGGCUUGCUGCGGAGAGCUGCGCAGGAAAGCCCCCGCCAACUACAUCUUCCUGCUGAUAUUCACUCUGGCUGAGAGCUUUUGUCUAGCCUGCGCCUCCUCCACCUACAAAGCCGACGCAGUAGCCAUAGCAGUGGGCAUAACGGCUGCUGUAUGUCUGGGCCUGACACUCUUUGCCUUUCAGACCAGGUGGGAUUUUACCAUGAUGGGUGGCAUACUUUUUGUUGCCGUUUUGAUACUUUUCCUCUUCGGAAUCGUCGCUAUCUUCGUUCAUAAUAAGAUCGUUCAAUUGGUAUAUGCCUCUUUAGGCGCAUUGAUCUUCUCGGUGUAUCUGGUUUACGACACGCAGCUGAUGAUGGGAGGAAAACACAAAUAUUCCAUAUCUCCCGAAGAGUACAUUUUUGCCGCUAUUAACCUCUACGUAGACGUUAUCAACAUAUUUAUGUAUAUUUUGGCCAUAGUGGGACGCGCUCGAGAUUAAUCAAGUUUUUAUUUUUUUUUGUUUUAUUUUUAUUUGUUUGUUAACUUAAUUGUUAAUGAUAAAAGCGGUAAACUAAGAACCAGCGUUAGGCCUUUUGUUUAUAUAAUAACCAAAGAACUCUGGUGUGAGAAAUGUAUAUCGCGUCUCGAGAUAAGUCCUUUGUUGCACAUAAUUAACAAGAAAUACCAACUCAUUUAAAAAUCUUCCAGAUAACAUUUAAGGAUAUUUUUGAUUAUUUCAGUUAUUUGCUCGACAGCUGUCAAUAUCGUCAGGUGUCAAAAUUUGACGCCUACUACAAUUUGACGUAUGCCAAUAUUCACAGAAGUCAAAACCCCUCAGCCAUGAACAGUUAAUAGCUGUCAAAACAGUUCACAGUCUCGAUUUUUAUCAUAAUUUCUGUCACGAAAUUAAUUUUUAUCAACCAAAUUGAGAUUCUUUUGUUUAAAAUCUUAAAAAUUAAUGUUCCUAAUCAAAUGGAAUGGAACCGAUGAAGCAGAUCUAGUGCCCGCUAAACAGGCUAAUAUAAGGUGUCCACAGGUUGUCAUAAAAUUCUACGAAGAAAAGCUUAAAUGGCAUGCGCCCUCGCUAGAAGAUUCAAAAUGCGAGUAGAUGUAAUGUUUAGAUUAUAUUUUAGGUUUAAAUCAUCAAAUUGUGAGAAGUUUUAACUCUAACCACGAACAAUAAUUAGUUUAUACUUACUGAUUACUGGUUUUUAACAUUCUGUAAAAAUAAAAUAAAGAAGUGAAUAAGUUAAAAAAAUUCUCAUAAAGUGCUUUGGAUUAUAAUCUCAUUUCAAUAUUCUUCUACGAUUUUUUAAUAGCGUUACUUUUUAAUGCAAUGGCAUUUAAAUAAACGUUGAUCUUUUAUUUAAUUUAAUUGAUCUUUCAGUUUUUUUUUAUUCAAAAAAUGUAAAAGGUGGCCCGUUUUUAGACUGACACUUGUCUAACGUGGAUUAAUAUGUAAACAGUAUAUAGAAACGAUUAAAUAGUUUGUAAUAGCAUCAGUGUAGCUAUUCUAACAUCUACAGCCAGUUUAAUAACUAGCUGUUUACAUAGAAAGUCAAAAAGAGUGAAUUGUCCAGUAUAAAAACUUGACAGCUGUCAAAAGUUGACAAUUGACAGUACAAUCAUUAGGUGCGUUCGGACGACCAUAGCGGCUGACUGUCAGCAGAAAUCGGCUGAGUGGUUGUAUCCAGCCGUGAUAGGGAAAGCUAAGUAAAUCUCUCAGCGCCUAACUUCCAGCGGUGACGUCUGACAGCUACUGCUGGCUCAGCUGUCCAGCCGCUGUGGUCGUCCGAACGCACCCAUUGAUUUGCUAUUUUAAAAAAAGAUAUGCCAAAAAUAUAAGCUUUUCUUACACAAUUUUCAAAUAAAAACUAAUACAAUACAACGCCCUAUCUCCGAGAAAAAUCUAUCCUAUUAUUGUUCGUACACUCUAACUUUUCCCAUGCGUCACGAUUCAUUUUCAAACAAAUGAAGUCAAAACAUAAAGUGGAACGGUCGAUGUGUAUAUACAUUUUGUAUACUGUAUACUAUAUACUACACACAUCGGUGUACGUUUCACUUUGGUUUGAUUUAAUUUGUUUGAAAAUGAAUCGUAACGCAUGGGAAAAGUAGAGUGGACGAACAAUACCAUUAACUUCAAUUAGGCUUGUAUAUGCGUUAAAUACAGUUUUAUAUGAAAAAUACUUGAUUAGUUACAUCAAAUAUCGAUCUAAUUGGGCUUUUCAACGAUUGUCAUUUGUUUCGAGCUUCCGUCAUAUUAUGUUGUAUAAUCUGUGUAUAAUAUUAAUACAUAUACACGGAUUAUACGACAUAUGACAGAUGCUCGAAACAAAUGAGAAGCGUUGAAAAGCCCUUUAGAGUUACAAUCGAUUUAGGCCCGGUCUUUUCACCUCCGGAUAACUAGUUAUUCGGAGGGGAAAAGACCGUGCCUAAGUUGACUCUAAUUUUUUUUGACACAAUUGUAUUUAACUCAUAGACUUACCGAUGAGACAUCUAGAAGGCGUCACAAAAUAUUUUUAAAUGGAUUAUAUUUUCCAAAAUGGCACCUGUCCUCUAUUUUUAAUGGUUAUAUAUCACUGAAAUGUUAUAUGAGCAAUAACGAGAUGUUAGAGCAAUAAUACUUUAUUAAUUCAAAUUUAAAGUUUAGAACAUAGUUAAAUGGAGAGGGGGAUACUACUUAAGUCUCGAUCUUAAUAAUAUUAUUCAGUCUGUAUUUCAAUAUCAUGUGUCAAUUGUCUUGAAAAUUUAAGAUUAACCAAUGUUUAGCAGUUAUUGAUAAUUAAUAGGCCAAGUAUAUCUUUGUAACAAUAUUUUAAACUUCGAGUGGGCGCGCCCUAUAAUGCAACAUGAGUGGUCGCGUGUCGUAAAUUUUACGAUAUUUUGUGUAAAUGUUUUUUUUUAAUGUUGGGAAAUUUUGUGUUUCUGUCGUAAAAUUUACGACCGCACGCCCUCUCUAAGGUUAAACAUAAUUGUUUUGUAAAUUUCACUGUAGGAGGUGCUUAUAUCGUGGAACUGAUACCAAUCUGAUGUUGAAUCUUUUCUAUUCGUCCCUAACGCUGGCUAUACUCAAACUUCGCUUAUUUUUUACCCAUUUAUAUAUUUAUAUUAAGGAUAUAUUAUUGUUUUAUUUUUUAACAAUGUUUGAAUCUGCACUUAUGUAUAUGUAAAAUUGAACAAUAUACGAACUCGAUGGUUCACCUAAUCGA